AUGCACCGCUUGUUCCGGAAGGACAGAACAAGUCCGUCGCGACAGGAGCCGCCACCAAGCCGCACCUCCGAGAGCGCGGUCUCCCCAGCGCGCAGCUCCGCUAGCGAUUCCGACGCCUCUAAGAAGCUUGCGAUCCGCGACUUGGACGCCGAGCCAUCGGCGGCGGCUUCUGCGGUGACGGCCCUCCUCGCACUCGUCGAGUCGCAGGACCACUUCCCUCUCACGCGCAGUGAGGCUGCCGACGUGGUCAAGCGCUGUUCGGCCCGCGUCUCGAGCGCGCUCCGCAACACGAUCGAGAGCGCCGAGAAGGCGAAAGGAAAGCCCUCGAUCUUUACGUCUGCAUCGCCACCGCGCGCCUUGUGGUGUCUGCCUGCCACGAGCGUAUCCCUUGCGCUGCAAGCCAUGCAACUUUUGUCCCUCGCGAUCCGCGACGAAGCGAAUGCGCUGCUUGUCCUGGACGAGAAGCUCGGCCGGCGGCUCGUGGCCUGUCUCGACAUUGCGCUGCAUGCGUCGAAGAGCUCGGACGCAGAGGCGCGCACACGAGCGAUCGAGAGCAUGGCCCAUCUCCUCAGCGUACUCGUCACCUAUGCGCCAAUUGUCGCCGACCUGGCGGAGAAGGACCAGCUCGUGUCGUUGUACCACAUGUGCAGCACAACGCUUGAGAACGCGAAGGUGCUGCACACGGUGCUCUUGCAGCUACCCAAGGCCAUUGCCGGACCGCACGCGAAGAGCAUCGUUGCGCACCUUUGCAGCCGCGACGUGCUUCUCAUUCUGCUCGAGCAAAUGGCCGUCGUCGAUGCCUGUGACGCCAGCGGGAUCCUUCACGUGGUCGCUGCACACCUUCAGCAUGCGGCCAGGCAGAACCUCUCGGCACUGCACGCGCAACUAUUAAGCCGACAACGCUACGAGGCUCUACUACCGUUUCUCGUGACGUGGCUGACCGCCCAAGCCACGACGGGUUUGACGGAGCAGACGUUCGACUUGAUCCAUAGCCUCCAAGAGCUCUUGGCAUCCGGCAACGAGACUCCUGGUGAGCAUUACACGGCCAAGGUCAAGGAGACGCUCACGAUCUUCCAGCCGACGCGACGGUCCGUCUGCACGUGCAACGCCGCCGUCCUCGACGUCGUCACCAAGCUUAUCUACCGUCUCCAGCAACCGCUUGGAGCGUCCCUGACGUCGUACGAAGAACUCGUGCAGUGCCAGCUCGUCCACACCGUCGGACACGUCCUCGCGCAAGACGCGAGCCACUACCUCGUGGCUUCGGAGGCUGGUCUUCUCGAAGGCUUCUUGCAGCGGCUCGAAGAGUUCUCGGACGUUGUCAAGCUCGCGAUCGGGUCUGUGAUUAGCUCGGUGGCCAUCGAGGCGGGUGUCGUGCCGAUGCUGGAGCUACGGCGCAUGCAGCGCCUCCUCGAUAUGCGCACGUUCUCGUAUGCCAGCGUGCACAUGCUGCUCGUGCUGCUCGCCAACCUCGUCCGCUUCGAUACCGAGUACCUCGACGUGCUGCGCACCGUGCGGCUCACACAGACGCUCUACAACAUGUUUGUCGAAGGCGCGCAGUCGACGUUCCGAUACGCGUGGCCGACCGGCGAUGGCCUUGCGACCGAGUGCACGGCGGCCGCACUGGAUGCGAUUUUGGUGUCGCAUACCGAGCUCUUGGCGACCGAAGACGACGACGACGAGGCAUCGAGUGACGUCGGCGCGUCGAUAGUUGCCCAUGACCAUAACGUGCCGCUGAUGUUUGAGCUCCUCUCGGCGUCGAUGGUCCAGAACGAAGGCUUCUGGACGCGCGACCUCCUCGAUGCCAUGUCGACGUGGAUCUUUGUUCCCGCCCAUCGGCAUCCCUGUGUGUUUUUGUGGGCGACUCUCCUGCGAGCGACCGCGCAGACGCAGCCAACGGCCGUCUUUACGACCGACGUUCUCAACUGGGGUCUCCAAGCAAUGCGUAAGACGCUGGUGUCGCCGACACCCGACUGGCACCUCGUCGUGCUGCUCUUAACGUACAUGGCGACGCUACAGAGCCCGCCAAGCACGGGGUUGCGGCCCUGGGACUUUGCACAUGUGACGGAGCACAUGGUUGCGCCGUUGCCGACGCCGAAUGCACUGGCAUCGAUACUCCUCGCGUGCGAUGCAGAUGUUGUCUUGGCGACCGUGCUCUUAGUGCUGAGUCGGUCGCCGCCGACAGACCCGCCGCUCACCCUCCACGUGGUUGACGCGCUCUUUUGCCUCGUGCAAACGUCCAGUCUCCAAAGCGACGUGUUUCGAGACGGUGUCCACCGACGCAUUCCGUGGUCAUUUCACGGGCGCCUUCUCGUCUCCUUGGUCGCGUCGACGGCGGCGCCCGACCAAGCGGCGCUGGCACAGACCGUUUGCUGGUACGUGGCCGCGCUCGCCGUCGACGUCGCGCCCGCGACGCUGCAGUCGCCCGGAGGCCAUAAGAAUCUGCGCCUCGUCCACCCCGAAGCCAUCGUCGGACUGCUCCAGCUCCUGCAGACGUGGUCGGCUUAUCUACGCGACGAUGUCAUCGACCAGCUCGUCGACUACCUCCACGCCGUGACGGCCUCGUCGGACCACAUUGCCCGCCUCGUGGACGCCGGGGCGCUGGAAGCCAUGUUGCGUGCUUAUUUUCCAAUGCCGCGGGACGCGUUUCGGCCAAUGGGCGACCUCUUGGUGCACAUGGCCCAAGUGCGGCUCGGGCCGCGGGACCUGCGGACGUGGGUCGAGUGUAUCUUGUCGGACGCGUGUCCGUCGCUGCUACCGCGGCUGCUCGCCUCGUAUCCGUGCGACGACGACGUUCUGAGCACAGCGACGAAUCUGCCUCGGUUUGAGCUGCACCUCGACGGCAACGGGUAUGCGCAGUACACCGUCGAGGUUCUUCCAGGCGCCGCAUGGCCGCCCCAAGAUGGCUACACAAUUUCCAGCUGGGUCUACAUAUCCGAGGCGUGCGAAGCCCACAGCGACGUUGAGAAGCUGUACCACCAACUCACGCAGCGCGACACGUGCAUCAUGUGUAUGGCCGUGUACGCGUCGCCCGUGCCGCUCAAGUGCUCGCACGUCGCGUGUCGUGCCUGUGUCCAGCGCCUUGCCGACUUUGGCGGCGCCUGCGUUGUCUGCAAUGCGCCGUCGCUGUACCUCUGGAGUCUUCGGUCGGCCGAUGGUCGAUCGGUCGUCGAUGUCUUCCUCAAAGGCACCAAGCUCUUCAUGAAGACGAAUGCGGCCAAACAUCCGACGCCGUUCCAGCACCCGCCACUGCUGGAGAAGCGCUGGUAUCACAUCGCACUCGUGCACGCACACCAGCGGUUCCAGUUCCAGUCGGGCUCGGCCGUCUCGCUCUACAUUCAAGGCAGCGUCCAGGAAACCACAAAACUCUCGUUUCCCGUCGCGUCGCCUUCUGCGUUCUCUGGUUUCUUUGGCGUCCCGAGUGCGACGCGCCGGCCAUCCAAGGGCAAGUGGUGCCUCGGUCCGACGUACGUCAUCGAAGAGCCGCUUGCACCAGGGACCAUCGCGGCCCUCUACGCCACGGGACCGCAGUACGACCAGCUCUUUUCGGCGCCGAUGGCAACGGGACGCUGCCCGUCGCGCUCGAUGGUGGCGCCGUCUCCUCCGCAUCCACGUUCCUUGACGUGGUGGCCUCGACCGUGGGUCAGUCUCUGCUGCAUCGACCCGGUGCUGGCGCCCGCGGCCCUCCCGACGCACUCGGUCCUCAUCGGCGCCGACAAGAUCUUGUUUGCUUACUCGCCCCGCAACGCGAUAGGCGCAUCGACGCUAUGCAAUACGAGUCGACAAGGGCUUCCACAUGCUCAUGCAUCGGGCGGCGCCACGGCUGUGGACCCGACCUUGCUGCCGGAGGCGGCCUUUCAGCUGUGUGGCGCCGGUGCCAAGCUCGCGUACGUGCUGCUCGAGCACGCGCGGACGAUUGAAAGCGUCGACGCGAGCCUCCAGCUGCUUCUUGCGCUCACCCGCGGCCACCGCGUGCACUUGGCGGGCGUCGAGCGCGAGUCGGGCUACGAGAUUGUGAAUUUUCUCUUGCGCCAGAAAAGCCACUUGCUCUCGCAGCGAGCGCUUUCGACGCUCUUCCGCGUCGUGCAAGGCGACGUCUUCAACUGCGCGGCGCUGCAGCACUGGAUCCUCGACGUCUCGAUUUGGCUGCCGACGGCCGCAAACGUGCAGCGCGCGCUGUGUGCGACCUUGUACCAGCUGCUCUUAGUGGCCACGAGUGUCGACAAGAAGAAGCUUCAGAGCAUCAAUAUUGUGCGGCAGCUCCUCGAUGUCUUCUUGCUCGGGAAUCUCUGUCUCGAGCUCGCGUCGGUCUUCGCCGACCUCGUUCUCGUCUGCCUCGACACGCUCGCGACCGACGCCAACUACGUCGACGUGUCGCUCUUCUUGGCGUCGCUCAUGUCGUCCAACUUCCGGUUCGUCACACACGACGCAGCAGUCGCCUCGGUGCCCAAGCAGCUCGACCGGUGGGGCUUGAGUCCACGGGGUCGGUCGCGCCAUGCGAUUGCGGCUGUGCCUGACCGUGCGCUGCACCGCCAAGCGCACCUUCGCGAGCUCCUCUUGAGUAUCGUCAUCAAGGCCGUGCAAAAGCAAGACGUGAAACUCACCAAGCUCCAGGCCGCCGAUGCCUCGCCGAGGAGCAGCAGUACCAACGCACCGACGAUGCUGCCCCGACCAAAGAUCCAAGGCGCGCGCAAAUUGCUGACGCCGGCGUGGCUCGGACUCUUUUUGUACCCGUCCCAGCUACCCCAGCUGCCGCUCGUGGCCGCAAGCCCGAACACGGUGCUCUUGGGGUUGCAGCUUCUCGGGGUGCUGCUCACCAAUCAAGCCUACGAAGUCAGCUUCAAGCACAAGGGCUUGUACAAAGUGCUCGCGUCCGCGCUGCCGGCCUCGGACCACGCGGGAUUUCCCUUUGAAGCCAUGUACUUUUCACUGCUUUGCCUUGUGCUCGGGCCGCCCGUGGACGGCUGGCCGCACAACAAGGUCGACCGCAUCGUGCUCAACGUGGCGCACUUGACGCACGACUUUGCGCCCAACAUUGCGUCCAACGUUGUCAAGAACCACAGUAUGGUGACCGUGCUUCUCGCCGUCGUGCGUCGCGGGUACGGCAGUGUACCAUCGAUCGAGCCCGACAUUUUGCACCUCGAAGUGCUCCGGUUUGUACGGUACCUCUACGAGACGAUGCCCGCGUUUGCGGAUGUGAUCGACACGUCACUGCACCGCGACUUGGCGACGCUCAUUGCGGCCGUCGUGAUGUCGUCGUCCGCACAUUCCUUUGCGCACCCCGUGGCGGCCGCGGCCUUGGAUCUGCUCGUCGAGUCGCUCACGAUGCUUUGCGUGACGACGCUCACGGGCCUAAACGUCGCGAAGAGCGUGGUUGCCGGCAGCAACACCGGCAGCCUCUCGGACGCGACGUUUGCCGAGUUUCAGAGCCUCGUCCUCGUCAUGAUGCUCAAGCGCGUCAAGGACAAGCUGUCGACGCAAGAGUUUUGGCUGCCAGGCUCCGUGUGCAUCAUCGACAACAUUGGCGGGCUCUGUCUGCUCGCGCUGUCGCGGAUCCAGUGCUGGCAAACCGCGCAGCCGGGUAUUCCGGCCCCGUGCGGUCCGACCUUUUGCGCCAAUGGCCCGAGUGCGAUCAUGGACCUCGUGCUCUACCUUGUCUGCGAGACACCUGUCGGGACGAGCGCGUCCAAAGCGUCGUUCCAGCCGCCGUCGCAAGACAAGAAGAAGCGCCAGCUGCGGCAGUUUCUCGGGACGAUUGGCGUCAACCUCGCGCGCACGGCGUUUGAGACUGACCCGUUCAUGGAAGCCAUGUUUGCGAGUCUCAACGGCGUGGUGCUCCAUGUACUCGCGGUCCACGAGACAGAGAGCGUCCGCGCGAUGUUGCAGCGGCUGCACCGACAGCGCGAGGUCCUGCUCGGGUCGCGCAACGGCGACAAGGCGUUUUUCCGGUGUCUCUGCCGGCACCUCUUGCAGUGGCUGCUUCAGAGCACCGACGAGCUGCGCGACGCGUCGAUCGCACUGUGGAUCGAUUUGCUCUACUUUCAGAAAGCGCUGCUCUCGGAGAUGCUCACCGUGACGCUCAAAGUGCAAAACAAUGCAGGAUAUGCGAUCAACCUUGUCAAGAACGGGUUUGAUAUGCUGCUGACGUUGCCCAAACACGAGUUUCUCAAGUGGCUCGAGCUGGUCGGGCCGCCGCUCAAGCAGCUCGAGGCGAAUUUGGACGCGAGCUACGUGCUCUGGGUCGAGCGCACGCGCAAGGAUGUGAGCAAGGAGUGGGCGACGUACUUUGCCGAGAAGCGCAAACCGAUCGACGACAAGGCCUUUCUGGCGACCAAGUGCAAGGAGCAAGCGUUGGAGCUCCACGAUCCGUGUCGCCGCGAGAUCCAGCGCCAAGCGCGGUCCCAAGCCGACUUGAAGGACCGGGAUCUCUUUGGGAAGCGGCAGUUUGUCAAGGCCGCGGCUGUGGUUGCGGGAAGCCACGACGAGGCGCAUCGACACACCAACCUCUUUGUACACGCGUCGCCAUCGAAAAAAGCGCUGCCGCCGACGCAGUGGUACCUCGAUCGCACGGAAGGCACGUACCGCAUGCGGAAGCGAUUGCUGGCGCUGCCCACGCCGCCGCCACGCCACCGAGUCCGAACGCGCCGACGGGCCUACUCGUGCAGCGAUCUCGGGCGUGUUCUUGGUGUGGGGCUUGACGUGCCACGACGCCCCGCGUCACCCAAGCAGGGCCGACUUCCGAGCUCCACGUCGCUUGUGCUGGACAAUGGCGAGUACGCUGGUGACGACGACGACGACGACCUCGGGUGGCACAAGUGGGUUCUACGCGACGACUCGGCGCUCGACGCCAAGCUGCGGCCGCUUUUACUGCCCGGCGACGACGUCAGCGACGAUAUUCACGACUGCCAGCGCGUGGAUGGUAUGGACAAGUGCCCGAGUGUGCUCCUCCUUGGGACGCAGCACGUGUACCUUGUCGACCACUUGCGUACGGACGGCGACUCGAAGCGCAAGGUCGUCGCGACCGGGGGCAGCCACGAGUGUCGUUUCUGGUCGUACGACGACAUUCUCGAGCUGCACAAGCGCCGGUACCUUUUGCAGCACGUGGCCAUCGAGCUCUUUGCGACCGACGGCCGCAACUACCUCAUUGCUUUCGAGUCGGGCCACCAACGGGAGCGGGUCUUUGCACUCAUUUGCGCCAAGUGUCCGAACGUCAAGGGUGCUGCGAGCGGCCUCGACCGCAACGCGACGAGCAGCGAGCUCUUGACCAAGCUCCUCGGCAACUCUCUCCUCGAGCGCUGGGUGCACGGCGACGUGACCAACUUUGAGUACCUCAUGCACCUCAACACGCUGGCGGGUCGGUCGUACAACGACUUGACGCAAUACCCCGUGUUUCCGUGGAUUCUCUGUGAUUAUACCUCGCCGACCAUUGAUCUCUCGGACCCGAGCGUGUACCGCGACUUGACCAAGCCCAUGGGUGCUCUGUACCGCGAGGAGGAGUUUCGGACGCGGUACGAGUCACUGGAAGACGGCGAUGUGCCGGCGUUCCACUAUGGCACGCACUACUCGUCGUCGGGCAUCGUGCUGCACUACCUCAUGCGCCUCGAGCCGUUCACGCGCGGCAUCCAGCAGCUCCAAGGCGGGCGCUUCGACCACGCGGACCGGCUCUUCGCAAGCAUCCCGAGCGCGUAUGCAUCCGCGUCCGGGUGUUCGCCGAGCAAGCACCAGAGCAGCAACACGCAGGACGUGAAGGAGCUCAUUCCCGAGUUCUUUUACCUGCCGUCGUUUCUCGAGAACCGCAACAAAAUUGACUUUGGCCGCGACCAGAGUGGCGUGCAUCUGAGUGCUGUGACGCUGCCGCCGUGGGCACACGGGUCGGCGGCCGAGUUUGUGCGCGUGAACCGUGCGGCGCUCGAGAGCCCGUUUGUGUCGUCGAUGCUGCACCACUGGAUCGACUUGAUCUUUGGUUUCAAGCAGCAAGGCGCCGCCGCGGUCGAGGCCUGCAACGUGUUUUACCACUUGACGUACGAAGGUGCGUUGGACCUCGAGACCAUCGCGGACCCGGCGCUCCGGGCCGCGUACCUCGACCAAAUCAACGAGUUUGGGCAGACGCCGUCGCAGCUCUUCAAGAUGCCGCACCCGCCGCGCGAGAAAGACAAGACUCUCUUCCGAACGCGCAUGCAGCGCACGUUUUUGAACCGAAGCGUGCUGGGGACCACGACGCCCGAGCAGCAGCCGUCGCCGUCGGACGCACCGACGCUGCCCACGUCCUUGUCGUGGCCCCUACUUAGCGACGUCAAGCCGAGCUUGCAGCCCGAGCUCAAGCGUGAAGGUAGCUACAACACCGUGGUCGAGUCGUUUCGCGAGCCCGAUGCCAAUGUUGUGUACACGGUGGGGCUCCGGGGCGCGCGCGUCGUCGUCGUGCCCAGCGACUGUCUCCUGCUGCCGCCGCCCGCCGACGCCCUCCUCUCGUCCGACGUCAAGUUUCUCGCGUGGCGCUGCCGAGAUCGGUCGCUGCGCCUCUUCUCGAUGGGCGAUAGUACCGGCGACACGCGACUCCUCACGGCGCUGGAGCUGCCCGACUUUUGCGCGUCCGGCGCGGUCGCCACGGCCGACGGCCGCACCAUCAUCACGAUCGAUGCGCGCGCACCGAUUCUGCACGUGUGGUUCUUCAAGGCCAAGGUGCACUUGACGCGGACCGGCGCGACGAUGCAGCUCCAAACGACGCUGACGGCGCCGCAGCACGGCCGGCGCAUCACGGCCGCCGCCGUCUCCCGCGCCUACUCCAUCCUCCUAUCGGGCUGCUCGUCGGGCCACGUUCUCUUGUGGGACCUCAACCGACUCGUGGUCGUCCGCAAAGUGCUCUCGGCACCGACGCCGAUCGUGGCGGUCGCUAUCCAGGACGUCGUCGGCGACGUCGUCGUCGCAUCGGCACACGCGUGGUACGUUGGCGACGUCAAUGGCAACGUGUACGCGUCGGCAGAGACGUCGGUGGCCAUUUCGGCGCUCGGCGUGAGCAGCCAUGACGCGGCCGCGUGGUCGGUCGAGACACUGCUCGUCACGGGGCACGUCGAUGGCACCGUGCGCCUCUGGUGCUACGGGCUCGGCCCGAGCGUGCUAAAGAGCAUUUGCGGCGCAUCCGGACCUCGAGUGACCAGCGUCGUGCUCUCGAAGGAUGCCAAGCGCGUCUACGCAGGUCACGCCGACGGCCGCGUCUACCUCUGGCGCCUCGAGCCCGACAUGCAAGGCUAGACUUUAUGCCACCACUACCAUCAAUACCAAUGACCUUGCCACUACAA
Saprolegnia parasitica CBS 223.65 is the source of this 9293-nucleotide messenger RNA. RefSeq lists its product as hypothetical. Gene Ontology annotation, molecular function: protein binding. Lineage: Eukaryota; Oomycota; Saprolegniomycetes; Saprolegniales; Saprolegniaceae. The coding region runs from base 1 to 9246 and encodes 3081 amino acids. The transcript has 12 exons. The record is from RefSeq and is a predicted model, not a curated record.